GCUAACCAACUAGACCGCGAUCGUUUAGCCCCAUUACACUAUGCGGCAAGAGGUGGUAAUGUUGAACUCAUUGAAGGCUUAAUUGCAAGAGGUGCAGAUAUUAAUAUUAAAGGGCUAAAUGACAUAACACCACUACAUUUGGCCUCAAAGCAUAACAGAUAUGCAGCUGUAAGAGCACUACUAAUGUUUAAUGCUGAUAUAGAAGCUAAAGAUACAAAUUCUAAUACGGCAAUGCAUUAUGCAGCAAGAGGUGGAAAUGAGAAGAUUUGUGAGGUA
Messenger RNA from Trichoplax adhaerens, 276 nucleotides. RefSeq lists its product as uncharacterized. NCBI's taxonomy places the organism in Eukaryota, Metazoa, Placozoa, Uniplacotomia, Trichoplacea, Trichoplacidae. The record is from RefSeq and is a predicted model, not a curated record. The transcript is spliced from 2 exons. The annotation marks the transcript as partial. Gene Ontology annotation, molecular function: protein binding.